GUUUGACGCAUUUAAACAGAUUUUUACAUAAAUAAUAACAACUCCCCUUGAAGCAUGCGUAAAUACAUCCGGAUGUCAUGCUUUCUCUGACUUUACGAGAGGCUAUUAGUAAGCUAAAAGACGGUUCGUUGUCAGCUGCUGAAUUAUGUGAGAAGUGUGUUACAAGAGCUAAGCGGGUUCAAGAGCUGAAUUUUAUAGUGACAGAAAACUUUUCUCAGUCCCAGAGAGAGGCAGUGCAUUCGGCUAGACUGUGGUCUGAGUAUGUUUCAGGACGCCACAAUGAAUGGAGAAAAUUUGGUGGAAUUCCAUUUGCAAUCAAAGACAAUUUUUGUACCAAAGAUAUUAGAACGACGUGUGCCUCUCAUAUUCUAAACAACUAUGUUCCCCCAUACACAGCCACUGUAGUCCAGAAACUUCAGGAUGCUGGAGGGGUCAUCAUUGGAAAAACCAACAUGGAUGAGUUUGCCAUGGGGGCAGGAAGCACAGACAGUAUUUUUGGACCUGUAAGGAAUCCAUGGAACUACAAAUUUUCCCAGUCAGGUGGAGAACAAGACAAGACCAAUUACUGGCACAUCACAGGAGGUAGCUCAGGGGGCAGUGCUGUUGCUGUGGCAACGGGGGCCAGUUUUGGGGCCUUUGGGUCAGACACUGGUGGAUCCACUCGGAACCCAGCGGCAUACUGUGGAGUGGUGGGGUUCAAGUCCACCUACGGACGGUUGUCCAGGCACGGCCUCAUUCCUCUGGUUAACUCCCUUGAUGUGCCUGGAAUAUUUGCCAAAAGUGUAGAUGAUGCAAGUUUACUGUUUAAUGCAGUGGCUGGACAUGACACAAGAGAUUCUACCACAGUGACUGACUCCAUGGAAACAUUCACCCUACCUGAUGAUAUCAGUGUAAAACAUCUUCAUAUAGGUAUUCCUAAGGAGUACCACGCCCCAGGGAUGUCGCCUUGUGUACUGGAGGCAUGGAGGCGGGCCGCUGACCUGUUUGAACGGGCGGGGGCCAAGGUCAGUGAGGUGUCCCUCCCCCACACCCAGUUCUCCAUCCUCUGCUACAGUGUCCUUUGUUGUGCUGAGGUGGCCUCCAACAUGUCCCGAUACGAUGGAAUAGAGUAUGGUCAUCGAGCAAAAAACGAAGACUCCACAGAAGAACUGUAUGCAGCCACCAGACAUGAAGGAUUCAAUGACGUAGUUAGAGGCAGAAUUCUGGCUGGAAACUUCUUUUUACUGAAAAGGAACUAUGAUAACUUUUUCAUAAAGGCACAGAAGGUUCGGAGACUGAUAGCCGAGGACUUCCGCCAGGUGUUUGGGGGUGGGGUGGACAUCCUUUUGACCCCCACCACCCUCACGGAGGCCCCGACCUACAGUUGGUUCACUGAGGUCGACAACCGUACCCGGGCCGAGGAACAGGACGUGUUUACUCAACCAAUCAACUUGGCAGGUGUUCCUGCGAUCACUGUUCCAGCCUCACUUUCACAAUCAGGACUUCCCAUUGGUCUCCAGUUCAUUGGACCAAACUUCCACGACAAAGAGGUGUUAACUGUGGCAAAGUGGUUUGAACAGCAAACAAACUUUAAACGACUAGAUUUAAGUCAUUUAGAUAAAUCUUGACAAUGUGAUAGGAUAUGAAUUUAGUCUGUACUUUUGCUCUUUGUUGUCAAUAAAUAUUAAUGAAAAGAUCUUUAA
This is a messenger RNA of Magallana angulata, 1682 nucleotides long. RefSeq names its product glutamyl-tRNA(Gln) amidotransferase subunit A, mitochondrial-like. Lineage: Eukaryota; Metazoa; Mollusca; Bivalvia; Ostreida; Ostreidae. The record is from RefSeq and is a predicted model, not a curated record. The transcript is spliced from 10 exons. Gene Ontology annotation, cellular component: glutamyl-tRNA(Gln) amidotransferase complex; mitochondrion. Gene Ontology annotation, biological process: glutaminyl-tRNAGln biosynthesis via transamidation; mitochondrial translation. Gene Ontology annotation, molecular function: glutaminyl-tRNA synthase (glutamine-hydrolyzing) activity. Bases 78 to 1607 code for a protein of 509 amino acids.